AGUACAAUGUUCGAUCGAGAAGAGCGGCGGACCUGGAGCGGCCCGGCGGCGCUGAGCACCUGAGGACGCACCUGAUCCUCCUCCGUCUCCCGCACAAACUCUGGAGCAGCCGGCGGAGCGCAGCGUGAACCAUGAGCGCAGCGUGCCUAUGAACACGGAGUUUCUCUCGGAGGAGAUAGAGGGGAAAAUGGGAAUGGCGAGUGAGGAUCUGCUCGUGACUCUGCAGAUACUACCUGGUUUCUUUUCGAACUGUCUCUUCCUCGUCCUGUACGACUCCGUGGUGCUGGUGAAGCGCGUCGUGGCGCUGCUCAGCAGCUCCAGGUCCGGCGGCUCCGGAGAGUGGCGCCGCAUGUUGACCUCCGCGGGACUCCGCUCCAUCUGGAACAGUUUCCUCCUGGACGCAUACAAGCAGGUGAAACUUGGCUGUGCGGCACCCAACUCCAAGGUGGUGAAGGUGCCAGAUGGCCCUCGGUGUAGCAGCAACAUUAGUAAUAUGAUCAAUGUGCCAACUGGAGCCAGGAUGCGAAAUGGGGACGAGUGCCGCCUUCUGGAUUUUGGCUCAUCAGAUCGCCCUCUGGUGGUCAACUUUGGCUCAGCCACCUGACCCCCCUUCAUCAGUCACCUGCCAGCUUUCCGACAGUUGGUGGAGGACUUUAGUGGUGUGGCUGACUUCCUGUUGGUGUACAUUGACGAAGCUCAUCCAUCUGAUGGCUGGGUGGCUCCUCCUAUGGGCUCCUCCUCUUUCAAUGUACGGAAGCACCAGAACUUGGAGGAGAGACUUGGAGCAGCGCGCCAUCUCACUGAGCACUUCUCACUGCCACCACAGUGUCAGCUGGUGGCAGACUGCAUGGACAAUAAUGCUAAUGAGGCUUACGGUGUGUCCAAUGAACGAGUGUGCAUAGUGCAACAGAGAAAGAUUGCCUACUUGGGUGGUAAGGGGCCUUUUUUUUACAAUCUGAAGGAUGUGCGGCAAUGGCUGGAGCAGAGCUAUGGUAAACGGAAAACUCUUUUCCAGCCCAGGAAGUUUUCCUGUCUGGUCCAGCAAAGACGUGGUAGGAAGGACUGACACCAGUCAACUGGGUUUCAUUCUGCGUGUGGUUAGGUGUAGGCUGCGAAACGCUUUGGUUAAGGUGAGGGAAAGUUGAGAAUUUUGUUUAAAUAUUGAGAAAACAAUCUCCAUCAAAUCGGCAUUGACCCAUCCCACCAGAAAUUUCCCUGAAAAAAGCAUCAUUCACAAUAAUUGAUCAGCAUUGUCAGCUGCUUGUCGCUCCACCUCAGACACAUGUCCAAACUUUACUUGAACCGACCCGGUACACAUAUAUUUUCCAAGCUUCACCCAAGCAAAAAUUAGCCGUUCUGUAUUGUGAAACUGGUUAUCAACUGGCUGUUGUCGUGACAACCGAAAAUUAUAUUCAAACAGGUGAAAUGACUAGAAUAGCAUUAGAGGCUUUAACUAUAAAUAAAUGCAAAAAUGUAUGGUCGCAUGCCUGUAACAUAAUGUGAGUCGAAUGAUAUUAUUUUCCUCACAAAAGACCACGGAGGGUUUUGUUUCAAUUUGUCAUCCGUCGCCUUGCUUUGGUCUGCGCUGCAGUGAUAGAAUAAGAAAGUAAAAGCAUCAACACUGUCAGGGAAUCUGUGAGGUGUGAAAGAAUCUUUGCUCAAUUAAAAUGAAGCUAUAAUCAGUAUUUAAUAGUUAAUCAAUUGGGUAAAUGUCCGUCCAUUUCUUACAAGCUCAAUUUUAAAUCCACAGCAGACACAGCAAGCCUAGAACUGCAAAACAAUUACACUGCUUUAUGAACACGUCUAACGCUCUUUCUCACUGUCACUUUACUGGUCAAUCUUUUGUCGCUGUCAGGACAUUUUUGUAAAGGUGACUAUUUUUUUUUUUGGUGGUUUGGAUCUGACUGGACCAUAGUUGGGCUGUGAACAGGUUUUGAUCUGAACCUCUGAAGUUGCUGCUCCACAGCAGAUUAACAGUGCAGCACAGGUUACCAUGGUGAUUCACAGUCAAAAGCAGCUUCGUGAUACAGGAAAAUCCGGAGAUUAGAAGAGUAGCCCAGAGAGGAUAACCUUAAUCCCGCUUUGAGAGGCAGGCCCCUAGUCCAAAAAUGACUUAAGGACAAUUAUAGACAGAAGUCAGAUUCUGGUGGCAGCAUGAUGGUUCAGCAAUUGAGAGUUGAAAUGUCAAAUGAUGUUGAAGAAACUCAUCUUUAAAAGAAUUAAAUAGAAUUCCAUCACAUGGGCAAAUAUCACCCCAAUUUUGUAUUCACUUCACUGUCUGAACUUGCCUUAGAGACACAAAGAUCAAGACCCAGAGCUGGUUACUAUGUUAUUAGAAACUGAGUGGACCUGUCAGCACCUGUAUGAUACACUUUCAAAUGUCUUCUUGUCUUAAAACUGAACAAACAUGUUAUGGGUUCUUCUGCAGAGAUUUGAAUUAUUUGGAUUUUGAUGACAUGAAAGCGCUCUUAAUGUUCUUAAAUAGUGACAUAUUCUCAACAUGUUAAGAUUGACUGUUGGAGGUCUGUUAAGUGUGCGUGGUUAUGUAUGGUUGAGAUGGGUACAGAAUGUGUGAAGCUCUGUCAGUCAGUGUGUAGCAUUGAAGCUCCAUUGGAAGCACAGAUGCUUUGGUCUGGUCUCCGUGACCAAGGUGUGCAAAUGAAAACCUUUGGCGAAAGAGUCAACGACUCAGCCUCUGGUUGGAUGUGAACUGCACCUGGUCAAUGAGACACAGAACCGUUACAUCUGCUUUCACUGUCAAUGUGCUACAGUAUAGACCUACAUCUCUGUAAGUGAUACACACAGAACUGAAACCUUCUGUUCUUUUGGGCUUUUUUCAUUCCUGCUUAGUGCAAUGUUUUGUUUUUCUAGAAUGUCCAAGGAGAGAAAUAAAAGGAGAGUGUUUGCUGCCAAAA
Molecule: messenger RNA, 2915 nt
Organism: Pleuronectes platessa (European plaice)
Lineage: Eukaryota; Metazoa; Chordata; Actinopteri; Pleuronectiformes; Pleuronectidae
Gene: dio2
Product: iodothyronine deiodinase 2
Exons: 3
Molecular function (GO): thyroxine 5'-deiodinase activity
Source: RefSeq, a predicted model, not a curated record